This is a messenger RNA of Xenia sp. Carnegie-2017, 2409 nucleotides long. Its product is annotated as glucokinase regulatory protein-like. NCBI's taxonomy places the organism in Eukaryota, Metazoa, Cnidaria, Anthozoa, Malacalcyonacea, Xeniidae. Gene Ontology annotation, molecular function: enzyme binding; carbohydrate binding; enzyme inhibitor activity. The record is from RefSeq and is a predicted model, not a curated record. Gene Ontology annotation, cellular component: mitochondrion; nucleoplasm; cytosol. Gene Ontology annotation, biological process: negative regulation of glucokinase activity; carbohydrate derivative metabolic process; glucose homeostasis.
CAACGCGCGGGCUAUCGUCAUUAUCCAAUGUCAUCAUCACGCAUUAUCGAGGCAGCAUUAUCUGCUUCCCCAGCCGAACAUGAACAACGAAAUUCCCAUUACUGAAAGAAGUAAUGAGUUAACCGAAGAUAUUGACAAAGCAAGCGUCGAUGAGAUUGUUAGACUUUUGAAGAAAUGUGAUCUUGAAAUUUUUAAUGGUUGGGGAAAUUACCGAAAUGAAAGCAUACUCUCUACAACAUUCGUGUCAAAAGUCCACGAAAUAUGCCACAUUUGCGCAGAAUAUGUAAAUGUCGAAGGCGCGGAAAACUCGUGCGUUGUCAUCAGCGGAUGUGGUAGCUCAGGCAGACUUGCGUUUUUGCUCACGCGUACAUUCAACAAGUUUUUAAAAGAGCACAACCUGAAACAGUGCUACAAAUACCUUAUAUCUGGUGGCGACCAUGCUCUUGUUACAUCUUUUGAGUCGAUUGAGGACAAUUGGAAUGCUGGGAAGAAUGCUUUGAUGAGGGCGACCGAAGAAUUUGACAGGGUGCUCUUUAUUGGUAUAACAUGUGGUUUGUCAGCUCCUUUUGUUGGAGCCCAGGUGGAAUAUUGCCUGCAAAACCUGAAUAAAUUUACUCCUUAUCUUUUGGGCUUCAACCCAUCCACUCAAGCACGAAUAUGUCCCAUUAGUGGGACUGAAAAAGUAAUGCAAGACAUAGUCAUAGAAAUGGAAGGGAAGGGAAAUCUUCUUAAUCCUAUAGUUGGUCCGGAGCCCAUCACCGGCUCCUCAAGAAUGAAAGCGGCAACAAUGAUAAUAAUGGAAGCUAUGUUUCUUGUAGCGUAUCAAUUAUUUUGUGGCAGACAUAAACUCUUUGGUUAUGCGGCUAUUUUGAAAACAUUUGAGGAAAUGCUGAAUGCUGUUCAUGAAAACCAUGACCAAAUUUCCAUGUUAUUAAGUAUGGCAGGAAGUUCUCUUCUGCAUAAUGGUAGCAUUUCAUAUGUGUGCUGGGGUGCAGCGGGAAUUGUGGGAAUGAUAGAUGCAGCCGAGUGUGUAGCAACUUUUGGCGCUAAUCCUAAAGAUGUAAGGUGUUUUCUAAAAGGUGGUUAUGAAUAUCUUGGAAAUUUUGAAGGAGACUUAUCAACUAAAGGCAUGGGAUUUGAACUGAGUAUAGACCACUUUAUGAAGAAUGAGUGUUCUAAACUGCGCAGUAGUGAUAUGGUGAUAUUUAUACUACAAAGGGUAAAAUCUGACGAAUUACCAGAAGUAAUACAAGCCUUAAAGUUAGUAAAAUCGCGUCAAGCUAACAUUACCAUUAUCACUACAAAGAACCACGCUAGUUUCCUUAAACGCAUACGAGAAACCUUGGGCAAUUUGCUAACAAUUAUUAUUGAUUUUCCAACAAUUAAUGAUCAUGAAGUGGGUAACGAUUUGUCACGAUUGCUUCGCGAGUGUCAUACGGAGCUAGCUAUGAAGUGGAUACUGAACGCGGUCUCAACUGGAGCGCAUAUUUGUAAGGGAAAGGUUUAUAGGAACUGCAUGAUCGACUUGAAACUCACAAACAGAAAGCUCUUUGAUAGAGGCAUCAGAAUUCUCCAACAGUUUUUCAACAUGAGCAGAGAUGAAGCUGAAAAAUGUUUAUUGAAGUCCAUCUACAGAGAUGACGUACUUCCGCUAGAACAACCAAUAUCAAGGAAAGUUUCUGAUCACGUGACUAGAGCAACUGGACUGACAAAUGUCAUUCCGUUGGCUAUACUGAUUGCAAAAGGUUUUAAUGUACAAUCUGCUUUGAAAAGUCUUCAGGAAUGUCCAGUUGUCAGUAAAUGCAUUGAAGACCUCGUCAAAUAGUUAAAAUUGUUCUUCGAGUAGUUUUCACUUCGAACACCAAAAUAAAUUUUGUUAACUUCAAAGUUCUUCAGCAAAUUUUAUCGCAAACUAAUUUCAUUGGAUGGAUUCAUCUCGCCAUUCACCUCACCUGAACCGGACGUAUGCUUCACUGUAAUUGGUCGACUAGCGUGUUGUGUUCUCAAACAUUGACCAAUCACACAAACUUCCAAUUCUCUCUACCUAAGCGUACGAUAAAAGAUCCAAAUUUGCACAUUUGUGCACUUAUUUGCUCCAGUUUAUUCUUGAACUAAGGACAUUCAGUACUUCAUCUAAUGACAACGUAUAAACACCUAUCUCGUCCAAGGCCUCACGCAACUUAUUCUCCAUUUGCUCGCGUCUACUUUCGUCCACAGUAUGUUUUAACAGAACAGCCGAGCCUGGCAUCAGAUUCAAUAAGACAAUCGCGUCCUUUAACCUGCAACAAAAGAAAGAAGUUCCCAUAAACUGAAGUCGUACCUAGCUAAAAUCUAAACAUACGAACAUAAUAUGAAUGAAGGUAUAAUUCAAUAAUUCAAAAAAAUUACUUAAAAUUCUUUUUUUUAAAA